Messenger RNA from Caretta caretta (loggerhead turtle), 2476 nucleotides. The record is from RefSeq and is a predicted model, not a curated record. NCBI's taxonomy places the organism in Eukaryota, Metazoa, Chordata, Testudines, Cheloniidae.
GGAGCUACGGCGGCUCGGCGGGCUCAUGGGGCGCCUGCGCAGCGUGGUGUUUGUGUAUUCUGGCUGCGAGGCGGCGCUGGCUCCGGGGGGAAGAUGGCGGCGUCCUCGCUGGAGCAGAAACUGUCCCGCCUGGAGGCCAAGCUGAAGCAGGAGAAUCGGGAGGCCCGGCGGAAGAUCGACCUGAACCUGGAGAUCAGCCCAGCCCGGGCCCGGCCCAUUAUUGUGAUCACUCUAAGCCCUGCUCCCGCUCCGUCCCAACGAGCAGCCCUGCAGCUCCCCCUGGCGAACGAUGGCAGCAGCCGCUCCUCUUCUUCGGAGAACUCUCCCCAGCAUCAAACGCACCAGCCACGUCCCCGCCACAUGCUGGGCCUGCCCCAGCCACCCUUCCCUAUACCCAGGAGCAUGGAGAGUAUAGAGAUAGAUCAGAAGCUGCAGGAAAUCAUGAAGCAAACGGGUUACCUGACCAUAGGAGGGCAGCGGUACCAAGCAGAGAUCAAUGACCUGGAGAACCUGGGCGAGAUUGGCAGUGGGACCUGUGGUCAAGUGUGGAAGAUGCGAUUCAAGAAAACAGGACACAUCAUAGCCGUGAAGCAAAUGCGUCGCUCAGGUAACAAGGAGGAGAACAAGAGGAUCCUGAUGGACCUGGAUGUGGUGCUGAAAAGCCACGACUGCCCCUACAUUGUCCAGUGCUUCGGGACCUUCAUCACCAAUACAGACGUCUUCAUUGCCAUGGAGCUGAUGGGCACAUGUGCGGAGAAGCUCAAGAAACGCAUCCAGGGGCCCAUCCCCGAGAGGAUCCUGGGGAAGAUGACGGUGGCAAUCGUCAAGGCGCUCUACUACCUGAAGGAGAAGCAUGGCGUCAUCCACCGAGACGUCAAACCCUCCAACAUUCUGCUAGACGAGAGGGGGCAGAUAAAGCUGUGUGACUUCGGGAUCAGCGGGAGGCUGGUGGACUCGAAGGCCAAGACCCGGAGUGCGGGCUGCGCGGCGUACAUGGCGCCUGAAAGGAUAGACCCUCCUGAUCCCACCAAACCAGACUAUGAUAUCCGAGCAGAUGUGUGGAGCCUGGGCAUCUCCCUGGUUGAACUGGCUACCGGUCAGUUUCCCUACAAGAACUGUAAAACGGACUUUGAGGUGCUCACCAAGGUAUUGCAGGAAGAUCCUCCCCUGCUCCCAAACAACAUGGGCUUCUCCGUGGACUUUCAGUCCUUCGUUAAAGACUGCCAGCUGGAACUGCCAGGUGCCACUGUGCUGCACACAACGGCCUUGGAGAGCUGCUCAGCUGGGGCAGAACCCCCAUCUCCUGCACCAAAGCACUUGGCCGUGAUGUCUGAGCUAAUGGAGAAUGUCUGCUAUUUGUUAGCAGUGUAGGGCCCAGGACAGCCGGGGGAACCACAAGAGGUACAUGGUACACAUACACACCAGCCUGUUCGGUAACCCACUUGCUGAGAUAAACAAAGCUGGCCUUCAGAACCAGCCGUUCAGCUCUUCCUUUUGACAUCAACGUAAGACAUCCCUGUGCACCAAGUGCUUCCACCCUGUAACUUUCACAGUCUUUGCUCGGGCUUGUCUGAGGUGGGAUCUUGGGACCUGUCAUUCCCAAAUCCAGAAUUCUCCCCCCAGAUGCAACAGGCUGCGGCACCCCCUCCUCAUAUGGGACUUUAUUCACGGGGAUUGAAAUGGGCUCCUCCCCACCACCAGCUGAGCUGGACAAAGGUCUGAAUGGUUGAAUGGUAGGACACAUCUGAACAGUUCUGACUCUACCCCAAGGCUUGGAUUGGGAAUAUCUUGCUGUAUUAUCCCCUGAUUGUUUUACACUUACAUAUAUGCUGAAAAUAUGGCUUUAUUUGGUGUUUGUAUAUGUGUUUUCUUUCUUGAUGUAGGAAUUCGAUGCAGUGCUCCUGACCACUCAUUUCUAAGUUAUCAUCUGCAAAAAAACUAGAGAGCCUAGGCAGCCCUUGGAAUCAUGGUUAAAGUUGUCGUUCCCUGCCCAAAUCUGAAAUGAUGCCCCUGGUCACUAGACGCUCUAGGCUCCCCCCUCCUUGCCUUAACGUUCAGGCCUCCUGCGUGAUUGCCUUCCAGGAGACUGGGCAUGCUUAGCACUAGGGUCUGGGAGGGCCCAGCCCCCUCAGCACAGGCUACAGCACACAUGGGGCCUGGGGCUGGUACAUCUGGUCAGACAACCUGGCUGUGUACACAAGGGCCAGACAGCUGGGGGGGCUGGUUCGGCAACAGAUCAAUCCCCAUCUCUGCCCUUGGCAGUGACUCUUCCUAGCCAGAUGCUUGGUCCGGGGUUAGAGCACUUCCCUAGGCCCUAGAAAACCCAGGUUCAAAUCCCUGCUCUGUCCCAGCCUCCCUGGGUGACCUUGAGUGAGGCUCUGGGCCUGCCCUGCGUGAUGGGGUAAGAACACUUCCUUCCUCCUGCGGGAGUGUGAGGAUAAAUGUGUUAAAAGGAUUGUGAGGUGCCCAGCUACUA